CUCCCUGAAGACCAGCUCACCAUCUGCUGCAAGGUGAGCAUAGCGGGAGCCAUCUUCAGCAUGCCUGGACAGAACAUGACACCUGCAAUCAAGGAUCCAAGGCAUGUGUUGGCAGAUGACCUAGGGAAGCUUUGGGAGAAUUCCAUCUUCACAGACUGCUCCCUAUUGGUGGGUGGCCAUGAAUUCAGGGCUCACAAGGCCAUCCUAGCAGCUCGCUCUCCAGUUUUCAGAGCCAUGUUUGAACAUGAAAUGCAGGAGAGACUAAAAAACCUCGUUGAGAUUCAUGACUUGGAUCCCCAAGUCUUCCAGGAGAUGAUGGGCUUCAUCUACACAUGGAAGGCACCAAACCUCAAGAGCUACUCCAUGGCCUCUGGUCUGCUGGCAGCUGCUGACAGGUAUGGCCUGGACGGCUUGAAGGCCAUGUGUGAGGAUGCCCUCUGCAGGAUCCUCUCUGUGGAGAAUGCUGCAAACACUCUCAUCCUGGCUGACCUCCACAGCACACAGUGGCUGAAGACUCAGGCCCUGGAUUUCAUUACAGAUUUUGCCUAUGAGGUCUCUAAGACCUCAGGGUGGAAGUCAUUGGUGGAGUCACAUCCCCCCUUGGUGGCUGAAGCCUUCUGCUCCCUGAUUUGCAGGCCUGUAUACCUGUUGAGGGAGAACCGGCUGGGGAAGGAGCAGAGGUACAAGUCCUUGGUCCAGAACACCAACUAA
Molecule: messenger RNA, 711 nt
Organism: Apodemus sylvaticus (European woodmouse)
Lineage: Eukaryota; Metazoa; Chordata; Mammalia; Rodentia; Muridae
Product: TD and POZ domain-containing protein 1-like
Exons: 2
Biological process (GO): proteasome-mediated ubiquitin-dependent protein catabolic process; regulation of proteolysis
Cellular component (GO): cytoplasm; nucleus
Molecular function (GO): ubiquitin protein ligase binding
Source: RefSeq, a predicted model, not a curated record